GCUAACCUGUCAGUUUGCUUUGCGCGAAUGUGAUAGGUGUUUGUCACGUCCGUUCUGUUCAUUUAAUUAUUUAAACAUGUAAAUAUGUAAUUAAAUCAUACGAAUCGGUGGUCGCAGCGCUAUUUUUUACUUUAAGUUCUUGUACGAAUAUUAGGGUCGCAAAUCAUUAAACGCGUGAAAAAAUGUCGGAGAUUCGUAAAAGAGUAAUUGUUACCGACGAUCAGAAGGAAGAUGUGGAGUCAGAAGAAGAUGCAAAAUUGGAAAUUGAAGAGAUGGCUAAAUCCUUAACGCAAGGAACGGAUCAUACCCCACACAUUUUGGAUUCUGCUCUUUCCGGCUUAACCGAUCGCUGGAAAAAUUGGAUAAUAAGAAGCAUCUUUACCUUGUUUAUGAUUGCUGGAUUUUGUGGUAUUAUUUAUAUUGGACCAUUAGCAUUGAUGGCCACAACAUUGGUCGUACAAGUAAAAUGUUUUCAAGAAAUUAUUAACAUUGGGUAUGCCGUGUAUAGAAUUCAUGGUUUACCAUGGUUUAGAUCUCUGUCAUGGUAUUUCUUAAUUACUUCAAAUUAUUUCUUUUACGGCGAAAAUUUGAUGGACUAUUUUGCCGUAGUGAUUAAUCGAACAGAAUAUUUACGUGUACUUGUUACGUACCAUCGUUUUAUUUCAUUUUGUCUUUAUAUAGUCGGUUUUGUAUGGUUCGUACUAUCGCUCGUAAAGAAAUAUUACAUGAAACAAUUUUCCCUAUUUGCUUGGACACAUGUUGCUCUACUUAUCGUUGUAACGCAAAGUUAUCUUAUAAUGAAAAAUAUUUUUGAAGGUUUGAUAUGGUUCAUUGUUCCAGUCAGUAUGAUAGUGAUAAAUGAUGUAAUGGCAUAUAUGUUUGGUUUCUUCUUCGGUAAAACGCCUUUAAUUAAAUUAUCGCCUAAAAAAACUUGGGAAGGUUUUAUAGGAGGUGGUAUUUCAACUGUCAUACUUGGUUUAGUGGUAUCUUACAUAAUGUGUCAGUAUCGCUACUUCGUCUGUCCUAUUGAAUAUAGCGAAGCUUUAGGACGAAUGACUAUGGAUUGCGAACCAUCCACUUUAUUUCAAGCUCAGGAAUAUGAUCUGCCUAAUUGCUUGCAACUCGUGUGGAAAAUGAUCAGCGGAAGAUCCACUAUAAUUCUCUAUCCAUUUUUACUUCAUUCGUUAUCAAUGUCGAUAUUUAGUUCGGUAAUCGGACCAUUUGGAGGCUUCUUCGCCAGUGGUUUUAAGAGAGCAUUUAAAAUCAAGGACUUCGGAGAUAUUAUUCCUGGUCAUGGAGGGAUAAUGGACAGAUUCGAUUGUCAGUAUCUGAUGGCAACAUUUGUAAAUGUCUACAUUUCUUCGUUUAUUCAAACUGCUUCACCGCAAAAACUUUUACAACAGGUGUACAGCUUGAAACCAGAACAACAGUUGCAAUUAUUUCAAACGUUAAAGGAUUCGCUACAAAACAGGGGUUUGUUGAAUAUCUAUUGAUGUUCCAGCAUCUAUUAGAAUUAUGAAUGAUAAGGAUUUACCUUUAAGUAGCAGAGAGUGUUAAGGAGAACUGCUUGCUGUCGUUUCUAAUAUCUGUCUGAAUAUUGUGUGCAAUGUAUGUUUGUACAAACAGCAUUAACAAUAUUAAUCAUAACUAUAUGCUAAAUGAAAUUACGAAGGUAAAGUUUAUUUUUUAAUUAGAAAACUAAGGGAUAUGCCAUGCAACAAUUGCAGUUUUUUUGCAUUCCGCGACAAACAGUCCAUUUUUUAUCAAGCAAAAGAAUUUCAUUAAACUGUGAUGACGAUAGAAAUUCGAUAAAGAGUUUCCUUUCUAUCGAUUAAACCAAAGAAUGAUGGAGGUACUGGUAUGUUAUAGAAAAAAAAGACUUCCAAUUACUCGUAAAUAUUUGUUUUCUUUUUUUACAAAUUACAACGUAAUAGCAAAUUCAUCGAUACAGAUUAAAUUUCAUAUAUUGUUUAUUCCAAACCAGAUGUAUUUACUUAAAUUAAUCAGAUCUCAAUAUAUUUUUAAACUGUAAUUACGCAUUUAAGAUUCAUAGUAUAUAACAGAGACGAAUCUCUUUAAUAAUACCCAUUUUUUGCAUACGAUUUUAAAUAGAAAGUAACAUCCAAUAGUUUUAUUUGAAAAAUCAUUGAAACUAUAUUUUUCGAAAGAGUAUUAUCAAUUGCAUAUUAAUUUUCAUGUAAAGUGUUUCUUAUAGAUUACUACCAUAGUUUACACAUUGUGUAUGUAUUAAUGUAUUUAUAAUCAAUAUGUAUUAAUCGGUGUUAUUGACAAAAAUGACAAAGGGAAUUUUAAACUUUCUUACGAUCAGUGUCAUGCAAAUGUUCAUAUUUCUUCAUAGUAUUAACAUUGGAGUUAACAUUUUCUUUAAUCUUCCUCAAGGAAACAAGUUCUAAAUUUAACAAAAUAUUGCAUUGCAAUAAAUGCAAGUAAAACUGUCGUAUUUUUAUUCUAUUAACAAUCAUAGUACUUAUCUGUUUAACAGGUAGAUGUUACUGUACAUCAUGACACUGAACAUAUUGCUAUGUUUUAAUUGUACAUGUGAAUCUAUAAAGAUAAUAAGGUGAAAGAAGGUAACUUGCUCUUAUUUUUAAUUUUAUUAUAAGAACUUUUAUUACGAACAAAAAUAAAGAAGAGAUUAAAUCGUUCGUUAAAUGGAAAUGUAACUGUUCUUCGCAGUAGUUACCUUUCUACUUUAAUACUCCUACUUUUGUUUACUUAGCGCAUAGCAAUUACUUGUCCCGUUAUAUAAAUGGAAAAGUAAAAUAAUCUCACAUUUACUGCAAGAUUAAGAAAAUUUAAUUGUAACUCGAAUAUUCAGGAAUAUUAUUACAAAAUAUUACGUUCCAAGUUAUUCCAUAGUCCUAUUUGAAAUUGUGCCAAUUACGAUUAUGUGAAAAAAUGUCGAUACGGCACAACUAGUGAUAUUUUUGUGUGAUUGCAUUACAUUUCCAAUUGAAAUUUUGUACGUUUCGUGCGGUAAAUUCACGUACGACUUUUCAGAAAAUUUACACGAUCCAUCUAAGUUCAAAUUAAACCUCUUCUAUUUUUCUUUAACAAUUAAACUCCUUAUACGUUAUAAGAAAUGUUUCGAUGUUGAAGAUAUAAUGUUUACCUUAAGUGUGUAUACAAAACAAGAGAGAACAGUAAUAGACGAAUAGAUAAAUGUAUGUAUAUUUAUUUAAUAGAGAACAAUAAAAUACAUAUGUUUAGAUGGAAGAUUUAUAAAGUAACAAAUAUGUUAUCACAACUAUAGAUUCGUAACUGAAGGUGACUUAAAUGUAAAUAUAUGAUUAUAUAUUUAUGUAGUAGUGCGAGGAAAUAAAGAAAAUUCUUGUAAAUG
This is a messenger RNA of Hylaeus volcanicus, 3361 nucleotides long. RefSeq names its product phosphatidate cytidylyltransferase, photoreceptor-specific (gene Cds). Gene Ontology annotation, cellular component: endoplasmic reticulum membrane. The record is from RefSeq and is a predicted model, not a curated record. NCBI's taxonomy places the organism in Eukaryota, Metazoa, Arthropoda, Insecta, Hymenoptera, Colletidae. The transcript is spliced from 10 exons. Gene Ontology annotation, molecular function: phosphatidate cytidylyltransferase activity. Bases 183 to 1493 code for a protein of 436 amino acids.